Striga hermonthica is the source of this 1485-nucleotide messenger RNA. The record is from the annotation of a GenBank genome assembly. NCBI's taxonomy places the organism in Eukaryota, Viridiplantae, Streptophyta, Magnoliopsida, Lamiales, Orobanchaceae.
AUGGACAGUACUUUGAUCAUCACAUUCACAGCCUUCAUAAUAGUGGCUACCAUCACUGUUAGCAUUUUAUAUAAGAACAAAACCAAAGGCUCAACAAAUCUCCCUCCGGGCAGCUACCGAUGGCCGAUACUUGGAGACUCGUUAGAAUUCGUAAGCUGCUUGAAACAAGGGUCCCCCGGAAAAUUCGUCAGAGACAGAAUGAAAAGGUACGAGAGCCCGGUGGUGAAGACCUCAAUCUUGGGGGAGCAUAUGGUCGUGCUGUGUGGGCCUGAUGGGAACAAGUUUCUGUUCGGAAAUGAGAAUAAGUUGGUGGCCAUCUGGUGGCCGGCUUCCGUGAGGAAGCUUCUCGGGACGUGUUUGACGACCACCGUAGGUGCCCAAGGCAUGCGCAUGAGGAAGACCGUCUCACACUUUGUCAGUCCAGUCGUCUUCUCCAAACUCUAUGUCGAAACUAUCGACCUUGUAUCGUGUCAACAUUUCGACACUUACUGGCAAGGAAAAGAAGAAGUGAAGGUGCAUCCAGCAGUGAAGAAAUAUGCGUUCGAGGUAGCUUGUCGAGCAUUCAUGAGCAUUGAUGAUGCGGCACAAAUCAAGAAACUUGGGGACCUUUUUCAUGUUUUGCUCGACGGACUUAUUUGUAUCCCUCUUAAUUUACCAGGAACAGGAUUCUACUAUGCGGUGAGGGCAGCAGCAGCUAUCAAGAAGGAACUUGGAAUAAUAGUGCAACAGAGGAGACGAGCAUUGGAGCAGAAAACGGCUUCGCCUUCACAGGACCUUUUGUCUCAUUUGCUCGUCACAGCGGAUGAGAACGGGGAGUUUAUGUCCGAGUCGCUUAUAGUAAAUAAUAUACUAUUGCUACUCUUUGCGGGGCAAGACACUAUUGCAUCUACAAUAACUAUGCUCGUAAAAGCUCUGGCCCAACAUCCCGAGGUCUACGAGAAAGUGUUGAGAGGUACUUUUUGUCAUCCCCUGCUGCAUUUUACCUCUACACUCUCAGAGCAAAAUGAAAUCGCGUCAUCAAAAAAACCUGGAGAAUUUCUGCAGUGGGAGGAUACACAAAAGAUGAAGUACUCGUGGAACGUGGUGUGUGAAACUCUAAGGUUGUGGCCGCCUGUUUCAUCCGGCUUUCGGGAAGCUCUGGUGGACAUUAACUAUGGAGGCUAUAUUAUACCCAAAGGAUGGAAGUUAUUUUGGAAUGCACCGGUGGUGCAUGCAGAUCCUAACUUAUUUCCAGACGAGAAAACGUUUGAUCCCUCAAGAUUCGAAGGUUGUAAUAAUGUUCCUUAUUCGUUUAUUCCGUUUGGAGGAGGACCUCGAAUGUGCUUGGGCAAAGAGUUUGCCCGGUUGGAGAUUCUCAGCUUUCUACACAAUCUGAUUCGAAGGUUUAGAUGGGAGUUAGCAAUACCAGAAGAGGGAAUCCAUAGUUACCCAGUUCCCACACCAAACAAAGGCCUUCCAAUUCGUAUUCAUCCACACAAAGCUUAA